GAGGGAGGUAAUGGGUUGUAACACGUGAUGCUGUGAGUUGCGCUUCAUAAAUAUGCAGAAGCAUUAGAUUAUCACAGAGAAAGAUAGGAGGGAGCGGCAGCGCCCGGAUUUCAGAGGUGCCUGGCAACAGUCACAUCACUAACUUCACAUCACAAAGGCAAGAACACUGUACUAGAACCAGAGAAAGAGCGUGGACUAAAUUCAACACAAAAGGUUUACUCAGAACAGUUUACAUCAACGACUGGACUUCAGCAAGACGAUCGUCCAACUGCAAGAAUUCAUCCACUAACAAACUAUACGAAGGCUUCCUUAAGCCCUCCCAAGUGCUUUCCCACUGCUUUCCUACUACACAUCUAAGACAGGAGCCAUGAAGUCAGUCCUGGAUGGUAUAGCGGAUACCACGUUUCGGACAAUAACGACAGGACUGGAAUACCUUGGUUCCAAUGACGUCCAUUAUGAUGACUCCAGUGUUGAUGUGGACUUCACCGAGGGGGGCCACUCUUCACAAAAACUGCCUUUCUCUGCAUUCAAAAGCGGCUCAUUACAUGGGAAGGCAUCAGUAGAAGAGUAUCUCUUUUUAAAAGGCAUUCCGUUCUACCCCACAAACAUUACCGAUCUGUACACAAACAGAACUACCCCCAGCUACAGGGACGAGGAAGGCACUAUACAAUGUGGGGAGAACUUUGUGGACAUGGAGUGUUUUAUGAUCCUGACUCCCAGUCAGCAGUUGGCGGUCGCUGUCCUGGCACUGAUCCUGGGGACGUUCACAGUUCUUGAGAACUUAGUGGUGCUGUGUGUGAUCCUGCACUCUCGCAGCCUCAGAAACAGACCAUCUUACCACUUCAUAGGAAGCCUGGCAGUGGCUGACCUGCUGGGCAGUGUCAUAUUCGUUUACAGUUUUGUUGACUUCCAUGUUUUCCAUCGUAAGGACAGCCCCAAUGUGUUCCUGUUCAAGCUGGGAGGAGUUACCGCCUCCUUCACAGCCUCGGUGGGGAGCCUCUUCCUCACUGCUAUUGACAGGUACAUCUCCAUACACAAGCCAAUGGCUUACAAACGCAUUGUGACCAAGACAAAGGCAGUCAUUGCCUUUUGCAUGAUGUGGAUCAUCUCAAUCAUCAUAGCGGUCCUCCCUCUGCUGGGUUGGAACUGCAAGAAACUGAACUCUGUUUGCUCGGACAUCUUCCCGCUGAUCGAUGAGAAUUACUUGAUGUUCUGGAUCGGAGUCACCAGUGUUUUACUGAUGUUCAUCAUUUAUGCUUACGUGUACAUUCUGUGGAAGGCGCAUUCCCAUGCAGUUCGGAUGGUGAGCCGCGGGACUCAGAAAAGCGUGAUUGUGCAUUCCUCGGAUGGCACCACAGUGCUGCUUACGAGGCCAGAUCAAACACGAAUGGACAUCAGGUUAGCAAAGACGCUGGUCCUCAUUCUAGUGGUUCUCAUCAUCUGCUGGGGCCCAGUCUUGGGUAUCAUGGUGUAUGAUCUCUUCUGGAAGAUGAAUGACUUUACCAAGACCAUAUUUGCCUUCUGCAGCAUGCUAUGUCUGAUGAACUCAACGGUUAACCCCAUCAUCUAUGCCCUUAGAAGCAAAGAUCUUAGGCACGCUUUCCAGACCACGUUCCAGUUCUGUAAAGGGACGACCCAGCCCCUUGAUAAUAGUGUGGAGUCCGAUUGCCAGAACAAGCACGCAAACAAUACUGGCAGUGCCAACAAAGCUGCAGAGAACUGCGUCAGGAGCACUGUGAAAAUUGCCAAAGUGACCAUGUCUGUCUCUACAGAGACAUCUGCUGAAGCUGUCUGAACUGCCUUGUCGGGAUGUUAAUGGACUAAGCUCUGACAUGUCCCAUACAGCACUUACUGUUAAAUGUUUCACACAAGUAAAACCCUCAUAACCUACAGAUUGCAUAUGGACUGUUAUGUGAGCCAGUGCAGUGUGAAAACACAACAAUGCUUCUACCUGUUGUUCAGCUAAAGCUUAAUUGUAUGACUUUGUGACUGUCGUUUAUAACAAAAAGGAUCAAACAUGUAAAUAAAGGGUUAAAGAUGGGCUCAAUCCCUAACGUCAUUAAAUUGGAUAAAACAAAGUUAUACUUUAAUUUGAUCCUAUUUGCCAGCAUGUAUCAACUUAAAUAACAACAUAUGGUGACUGAAUUCAGGUCUGAAGAAUGUAUAUCUUUAACUUUGUAACUGUGGGACAAAGGGGCUAUAGUGGUCUUUACAUAGAUUAUAUAGCAAACAUGUUGCUAUGUAUAUUUCAAUUAAAUAUUUUUUGUAAAUACUCAACUUACAGCAAUGCUUACAGGAUACAGAAUAUAAAACCAGUUUUACUUGGGUUGUUGUCAUGUAAUUUUACUCAGUCUUGCUUUAUAAAAAUUGGAUGUCAUUGUUCUUUAAUGCCUUGGUUGUGAAUACAGCAUUAACAUGACAUAGCCUGACAGUUUACGUGUUAACCCUAUGCUGCAUUGCAUGCAGUAGAGUGGAUAUUGAAUAUUAUUGGUACGUGUAUUUACAUUAAGAUGUGCUUGAAUUAUUUUCAUGUUCAUCAUCAAAUGAUGUUUUACUUUCAGUGUAUGUGUACUUGUGUCCAGUGGUCGGAUGGUCCAGUUGGAUUCUAGUUUGAUGUUUUGCUGGCUUUGUUUCACACCAUGCGGCAUAGGCGUAGUUUUGUACUGACAGGUACUUAUCACACACAAAACUGCAGUGCUGAAAUCAGAAACCAUUCUAUUACACAAAACUGCAGUGCUGAAAUCAGAAACCAUUCUAUUACACAAAACUGCAGUGCUGAAAUCAGAAACCAUUCUAUUACACAAAACUGCAGUGCUGAAAUCAGAAACCAUUCUAUUACACAAAACUGCAGUGCUGAAAUCAGAAACCAUUCUAUUACACAAAACUGCAGUGCUGAAAUCAGAAACCAUUCUAUUACACAAAACGCAGCCCUUCUUGGUGGGCUUGCCCUGUUUUGUAAGACUUCCAGGUAGUUGAGUGCAUGUGUUCUAUCCAUCUCAGCUUGCUAUCAAGACAGCCCUUCCUUCUAAACUCAAAUGAUCUUUUCAGGCAACUUUCUUUCAAUGCUGACAAAGAAAGUACAGUAUCUCUCUAACAUUAUUUGAGGGAUGAGUAAAAAAAAAAAAAAGAUAGAAAAUCUGUUGUGUUUUGCAGAGUUAACAUAUUGAAGUCUUUUGGCAGGGCCAGAUCAAAAGCUACUUCCUUUGUCACAUAGAAGCAUUAUGCCUCAGAGUUUCGAAGAGACACAAAGUAUCACAUUCUAGGGACUUUGAGAACACUCUUCAAAGGUGGGAUUUAAUAAUGUCAGAUCUUCUACACAGCCCUAAUGUAUAUCUGAUGGAUGCCAUACUCUGGAGAAAUUACUUGGCACAUUACAACACGCAGACAUAAUGCAAACCCGAGUAACACUUCUGUAGUAAAAUCAUGUGUGAAAACAGAAUGAGGAGUUUCUUUAGUUUUACACACCUUUUAUAAUUAGGUGUUUAAGGUUAUGCUUGAAUUAUUUUUGCACAUUUAUUAAAAGUGUUGGCCUUCCCCCAAUCCAUCUCUGCAGUAUUAUGUAAAUCACCGUGAAAAACUGUUUUAGAAAAUUUACAUCACAAAUGAAUAGUAUUAAACAGGCAUGUCAGGAGGCUAAUGAGCAGUUAAGAGUGUACCUACAGAGAUGAUGAAUCUGGGUAAAAUCCCCUGAAUUGGACCAACCCAGACUAUUAUCACUAGAUUAGUUUUAAUAGCUCAUAGUGAAUACACCAUGCUAGUGUGCUGGUCACACCAAUGUACUAUACUCUAAAAAACACAUUUAUUAAUGUUUAAGCUUAAAGUUAAUUUCAGUGUUUUGUUCUUUGGCUGUACAGUAUUUUCAGUGAAAAUUACCAGGUUAACAUGCAUACCGUUUGGUCAUUCAAUAUUUUAUUAUUGUGUUGCGGUAAUGUACAGUAAAGUAUUUAAUAACAAAAAAAAAAAGUUUCAUUUGAUUAAAAAUGUAUUUUAUUUACUCUUUUUAAGGCACAAAUGUUUUAGGGUAAAGGGAAAGUGAGAAAACAAAAUACAGUAUUAAUGCAUUAUAGGAUGCUUGGGUGUCUGGGCCUUGGAAUAGUCAAGGUUCAUACACUGCAUUACUAGUGCUUGAAACUUCAGUUUGAACUGUAUAUAUUUAAUGGUUCGUUCAAUGGACAUUUUAGAUGACCUGAAUAACUAGGUUUGAACUUCUUGGUCUGUGUUCAGUUCAGUGUGACUCACAAUUGUAUUGGUCUGCUUUUCAACCACUUUUUCUACGCUCCUGUUAUGUCUUAAGUCUUCAGCUAGGAUUCAGUUGUGAAGUGGCUUCUGUAUUAAUGCUGCAUGUAAAGAAUUAGUCAGAAACAAAUUAUGUUCCAGGCCAUUGGCCAGAGGUGUUUGACAUAUAUAAAAUGUAGUCUGUAACUCUACCUGUUAAUAAAGUCGCUCCUGUUAAACAUC
This is a messenger RNA of Acipenser ruthenus (sterlet), 4458 nucleotides long. Its product is annotated as cannabinoid receptor type 1A. The record is from RefSeq and is a predicted model, not a curated record. Gene Ontology annotation, biological process: G protein-coupled receptor signaling pathway. The transcript has 2 exons. The coding region runs from base 368 to 1795 and encodes 475 amino acids. NCBI's taxonomy places the organism in Eukaryota, Metazoa, Chordata, Actinopteri, Acipenseriformes, Acipenseridae. Gene Ontology annotation, cellular component: membrane. Gene Ontology annotation, molecular function: cannabinoid receptor activity.